CGCUCCCGCCUGGCCCCCGGCAAAGUUUGCUUGGCCCCGGGACUCAUCUUCAACUGUCAAGCGCUGUCAGCGGAAAUGAUGAGACCUUGGCCAUUUUCCGAGUCCGGGUUUCCUUCCUGAGCUCGGUGUGAGUGUGUGCGUGUGCGUGUGCGUGUGCGUGUGGUGUGUGUGUGUGUGUGUGUGUGUGUGUGUGUGUGUGUGUGUGUGUGUGUGAGAGAGAGAGAGAGUGAGUGUGUGUGCGUGUGAGAGGAGAGAGACAGCCAGAGACCGGAGAGACACGGAGAGACAGAGAGACAGCCAGAGACAGAGCUGGAGGGGGCGACUGGCUGAGCGGAUUUUGGGGGGAGUGGGAGAGGACACCGCUGACUAGUGAGACCAUGGACCGGCUCCAUCCCCACGGCUUCUCUCUCAGCUCUGUCUCCCUGCCUCGGCCCCGGCAAUGAAUGGGCCAGCCCUUCAGCCUUCACCCUCCUCGAACCCCCGGGGCUGGAGUGAAUUCUGUGAGCUUCAUGCCGUGGCCACAGCCAAGGAGUUGGCCAAGCAGUAUUGGCUAUUCGCCAGCGAGCAUCCCCACCAUGACCUGCUGGGGGCUGACCACUUCUCGCUGCAAUUCACGGACCUCUUCCAACAGUAUUUCCGACACGAGGUGAGAGAGGGCUGGGCCAUGCACCAGCUAAGGCUGCGGCCCCUCACCUCCCGGGUCCGAGACUACCGAGAGACCGGCCGGAGGCACACGGAUGGCUCGGCAGCGCCCCCCAAGGCGGAGGCGCCUCCGGAUGCUGGCGAGCGGCCUCCUGAGGUCACCGUCCAGACCCUGCCCAAGUCCCGGAGCUCGGAGGAGCUCAGCGGAGCCUCUCCCCGCUCCCUCGCUCAUUAUUCUUUUCACCACCUUCGAAGGAGCCUCCGCCAUAUCUUCCGACGGCGUCCCUCGGAAACACUGGCCGCUGGGGAAGGGACAGCUGAGGGUGAGGCAGGGGACCCCCCUUCUAAACCGGGCCUGGCCAAGAAAAUCCUGCCCUGGAGCCUGUCCAGGGAGCCGGCUCCUGAGGCCCGGAAGGAGGGCGUCCUCAAAUAUGGCCUAGUGGACGAAGCCACCAUGGACAGCGGGGCCCUUCGGCAGAGGGGCCGGCUGGUAUUGAGGAAGGUGGUGAGCCCAGAAGGUGGCGAAGACUACGUCCUGGAGCUGUUUGAUCCCCCCAAGGGUUCCAAGCCCAAGCUCCAGGCCGCUUGUUCUUCCAUUCACGAGGUCCGGAGAUGCACCCGAUUAGAAAUGCCAGACAACCUCAACACCUUUGUCCUUAAGGUGAAUAAUUUAACCGACAUCAUCUUUGAGGCAGGAGAUGAGCAGCAGCUGAAUUCCUGGACCACAGAGAUCAGAGAAUGCAUGAGCCGAGGUAGGUCAGAAGGAGCUGACCUAGAAUCACAGACCCCCUCAUUGCUGGACCCUGGGCUAUCCAACUCCCCCAGUGGGAGCACCGACUCCCUAAACCAAGGUGCCUCACCUGGCGGACUGCUCGAUCAGGCCUGUCAGAAAACGGACCACUUCCUCUCCUGUUAUCCCUGGUUUCACGGCCCCAUCUCCCGAGUCAAGGCGGCUCAGCUAGUGCAGUUACAAGGGCCUGCAGGUCACGGAGUGUUCCUGGUUCGGCAGAGUGAGACACGAAGGGGAGAAUACGUCCUCACUUUCAACUUCCAGGGCAGAGCCAAGCACCUGCGCCUGUCACUGACUGAACGAGGGCACUGCCGGGUGCAACACCUACACUUCCCUUCCAUUGUGGACAUGCUGCAUCACUUCCAGCGCUCCCCCAUCCCCCUGGAGUGUGGGGCCGCCUGUGACGUCAAGCUCUCCAGUUACGUGGUGGUGGUCUCCCACACGCCAGGUUCAAGCAACACAGUUCUGCUCCCUUUCUCGGUCCACCGCUGGAGUUCUGAAUUGGGCCUUCCUCACCUCAGUUCCUCUGGCUGCCCUCACACACUUAUCCCCGAGGACCUCCCGCCAUCCAGGGCCUCUCCCUCUGAGCAGAUCUUCCACCUGUUGCCUCCACCUGAAGAAUUGGCCAACAGCCUACGGCAUAUGGAGCAGUCAGCGGAGCCUCCAAGCCAACCCCGGGACUCAGAUUACGAGAUAGAUUCGCCUAACAGGAGUCACAUCCGGGCCAUAGACAAUCAAUACACGCCUCUCUGAAGGACGGUUGGUGGCAACCUUGUCCUCCGCUUGGCAGCAGCCCCCCUCCCCCCCGCCUCACAGAAGCAUCAUGCACUUUUACCUGUAGAGCUGGGGACUUCUGAAUGUACCUCUUUAUCUUUCUUCUUGCUAGACAGAGGGAUGUUGUUGAUUGUUCAUCCCAGUUUGGAUGCACCCCUAUUAGGCCUGUUCAAGGGCCUCUUGUUUAAUCCUCUUACAACUUCCUAAUCACUGUUUACACAACUAGUUGUUGUUGAUGACAUCUGGAGUCUGGGAGGGGUGGCCCUGCACACUGCCCCCUGUGCCCCCUGUGCCCCCUUCCCCCCAAGGAGGUUGUGGCAGAACAACCAGACAGAUCUCUGAUAAGUGGGCCAAGGAAACCCUAAACACUAAUGCCCUAGAAUACAAACAGAGACCCGUGUCAUCACCAGCUAAGGAAAAGGAAAAGGCGGGACAGCUGUGUCUCCUGCUACAGCUUGACACUGCUUUGGCUAACACUUCUUCCACUUGCACUCUCAGAAUGAAGGGCAAGUUUGAGGCGUAUAUGGAAAGUUAACAUGAAAACAGGGGGGAAAUUUUUUUUUUUUUACCUGAUUAGUUCUUAAAGGAGGUUUCUAACCUAAACGGUUGCUUGCUUCUCUUAUUGCACUGUUUAGACUAAUAAAAAAUGCUAUUUUUGUAGUUAAAAGAGAUAUGCAAAUGUUACUUCACUAGCUCAUGGUUCCAAGCCCAAAUGGGUCUGUUUUGUUUCCCUGACGAAUUCUCAGGAAAAACCACUUUUCCAUUCUAAAAAAUGACAAUGGGCUUGCACCAGAAACAAACUGCAAAAAGUGAAGCAUGUUGCAUCUUGAGGGAAAUGAAAGUUCUGACUGCCUUGGGAGGACAGUGAUGAAGAAUUCUAUCCUGGUGCCUUAUUUAUAAAGAACUGGCUUCAGAAGUUCACUUCUUGGGGGGCAUUAGUGGAGAGAAGGGGAAUCGCAAUUCCCAGGCCCUUCACAAUGAAAUUCUUCACUAAAGGUAGGGGGGGGGUACCCACAACACUCUAAGCUCUGGUUGUUUUUCCAAUGAUCCCAUGAAUGAUUUAUUUUUAUUGUGGGAACCUAAAAUGCAAGCUAAGAUUUCAGGGCCGUGGCCAGUAAGACUGUGUAGCGUAUUCAGUGCAUAAUAAACUUUUUGCAAGCCAGCCAGUCACUGCUUAAUUAAUCUCUGUGUUUUCGGUGAAAUAGGCAUGUGUGUUAGACACACAUAAGACAAAAACAGACACCCACACACUUGUCCCAGUCUCACUGAGAUCUCAAAAGUUCCUAUUCUCUCUACCUAUCCUUUCCUUUGGACCUGCUAGAUAAUUCUCAGGGGUCAAGCUCACAAAGACACAAAGAUGACAGCAACAGAAUGGAGACAGCAGCUCUCACGAUCCAGCAUUUAGACGAGCCGGACACCUGCUCACGCUACUGCUAGGAUUUUCCCCUCAGAAGCUAAAACCAACCAUGCCUACACAUUCAACACAUGCAGUUCUAUACAUCUCCACAUACUGGAGCUGCUUUUAGUAUAAAUUCUGCCUCUUCUUUUAUGGAAUUCCUAAUCCCUGCAGCUUUCUUCUUCCUCCGGGUUGUGGGAUAGUAAUUCGGAUAGUCCAUCCGUCAGCCUCGAUCACGGAGAAUCCCAAUUUUAGCUCCAGGGGUGUUGUGAGCAAAGUGCUACAGAAAUGAAAGCUGUUAUGACCACUCUCACGCGAGUGAGGGCUGAAGUAGCCGCUGGCUGCCCAACAGCAACAAGGGCUCCCUCUUCCUUCCUCUCUCUGGUCCCAGUGACUGCCUGUCAAUUUCACAUUGUAAGCUAGAGAGACUCUGGCUUCUGUUUCCAAGCUAUCCGUCCCGUCACCAGCUCAGGACUAAGUGUCAAUAAGAGGCAUUUAAGAGUGAAUAAAGGAAGCACUGAGUUCAUGUCCUGCUGCUGUGUGAUCUUGGGCAAGUCACUUCCCUCUCUAAAGGCAGAGUAGGUGCUGGCUCGCAUCAGUUCAACCAUGAAAGGCUUUCCCUGGCUUCUCCAGUACGGGCAGGGACCGAGUGGCCACGGCCAUGCCAGUGCAGGCCGCCAGCAGCCAGGCCCUCGUACUUCUCAUCGGCUAUUCGGCCCCCUUAAUGCCAGACAUGUGCAGUGAGAGCACGAAUCCCUCGCAGGAAGGUAGGCCCUCUCCCCAACAACAUGCUCACAUGUUGCAAUCCAAAGUGUCCCGAAGGCUCCCUGACCUCACAAAAAGGGAGCUUUGGUGACCCUGCCCUGCCGUCCUUGUCUUUCUCGGCAGGCAGAGGCCUCGGUGACUUUCACAGCAUUCCCCCUCCCUGGGCAGCUUCCCGAGGACAAGCACGAGCACCCAACAGGGAAGCUUCUCUCUAGCUUCUGCCACACAUGCCAUCGCACCAGGUCUCCUUCCUCAACCCACCUUUAUUCUGAGAUGAACCACACAGUCGAGCCAUCAACUCUUCUCAAGAUCCCUGCUAAGGAUGAGUUUCAUAUUUCUGAGAAGUGUCAGCAUCCAAGCUAGCUCUCUCUACAUUCUGUCCUAACUGUAGCGAAGAGAAUUAUUACAGUGCAUUAUUACAGACGUUUUGUCUCCCAGCACCAUCGUUCCCUACCCGGUCUUUUUGUACCUCUUCUAAGACUGGAUAUAAAGGAAAGAAAAACCAUCGGCACCAAAGAAUUAAGGCCACUAACCUGCCCUGACUUCCAGACCAGCAAUCCAAACAGUCUUAUCUGGUAUAAAUCCUCUGCCUCUGUUAAUUUCUGGACCCUGUUGGUGGAGAGGAACGACAACCACUUUUAAUCUUGUGGACCAGAGAACACUAUUUUUUACAUAACAUUUACUUAGCUUGCAAAAUGAUCACGGAUGGUUCCGUCCUAAGCCACUGCCUCCACACUUUCUGUCCACGGCCUGUAUUCUUUACAGAUGCCGGCUGGCUCGCCUGCCCCUCCCCAAGCAAUGGGGGCUCAACAGUAUACUCCAUUAUCCUUAGUCUUUCACCCAACAUGCAUUUUCAAUCCAGCAUUUGUUGGGCUAAAAUGAGUAGUGCAUUCUUUGAGGUAUAAAAAUGCACUUUACAGAGACAGAAAGUAGAUUCAUCUGGUGUCUUUAAAAGCUUCUAGCCUCUCUGCCAUGCAUUUCACUGUUCCUGUGGGAGAGGUUAGCCCACAUGGCAUCUAUAACGACUGGACAGGCCCCAGGGCAAAGUAUGGACGAACUGUAGUCAAUCAAAUAACUUAUUCUGGAACGAUGCGGAUUUUGCUGUAAUGUACAAACUGCUCAAUGAAUUAAAUAACGUUUUCAGAAGCUCUCUGUGUUGUCACU
Molecule: messenger RNA, 5531 nt
Organism: Dromiciops gliroides (monito del monte)
Lineage: Eukaryota; Metazoa; Chordata; Mammalia; Microbiotheria; Microbiotheriidae
Gene: SH2B3
Product: SH2B adaptor protein 3
Exons: 8
Coding region: 440-2185 (581 amino acids)
Biological process (GO): intracellular signal transduction
Cellular component (GO): plasma membrane
Molecular function (GO): transmembrane receptor protein tyrosine kinase adaptor activity
Source: RefSeq, a predicted model, not a curated record